Messenger RNA from Passer domesticus (house sparrow), 10320 nucleotides. It is a transcript of the gene TPPP3, whose product is annotated as tubulin polymerization promoting protein family member 3. Gene Ontology annotation, cellular component: microtubule. NCBI's taxonomy places the organism in Eukaryota, Metazoa, Chordata, Aves, Passeriformes, Passeridae. Gene Ontology annotation, biological process: microtubule polymerization; positive regulation of protein polymerization; microtubule bundle formation. The record is from RefSeq and is a predicted model, not a curated record. The coding region runs from base 410 to 1171 and encodes 253 amino acids. Gene Ontology annotation, molecular function: tubulin binding. The transcript is spliced from 7 exons.
GUCCUGCUGGGUGCUCCAGCUGAUGUUACCUGGCUCCUGUCUGGAGAUGUCAGCUGGAAGCAGAGCCAGACACCUGCUUUGGUGGGGAGCUGCAGGGCAAGCUAAGGAUAAGGCUGUACCUUCGUCAAGACUUCACCACCCUCCUCUGAGUGGCAGUAGUUAUUCCCUUGCCCUUAAAGCAGAGAGUUUACAGCUCCUCCCCACCUCCUGCAGGUGGGAUCACACCUCUGGGUCCUGCUGGCCUGCAGAGAGGCUGGUUGAAACUCCCACUUCACAGCCAGGCACUGUCAGCUCUGACCCUCUGCACUUUGGAACCUGCUUUAGUAUUGUCUGAGGAGCAGGGAGAACGUGUGAUCAGGAGAGUCCUCCUGCUGCCACCUGCUCCACGUAGCUCCCAGGCUCUCUGGCCAUGUCUGAGCUCUACCAGGACAAACCGGAGACAGGAAAAACACUUGGAGAGAUCUGCCUGGACUCUGGCAUCAGGUGCUGCCAACGCCCCGAUCCUGCUGCAGAGCCGCCACCCUCGCCAGCCUUCCUCCUCCUCCUCCUCCUCCUGCUGCUGCUGCUGCCCUCGAGGGCCUGGAGCAGCCGGCUGAGCUCUGCGUGCAGCCAGAGGAGCCCGGGCCCGUCCUGCAGCGCCAUGGCCGGGAACACCGAGAUGGCAUCCCUGGAAGAGAGCUUCCGCAAAUUCGCCAUCUACGGCGACACCAAGGCCACGGGGCAGGAGAUGAACGGCAAGAACUGGGCUAAGCUGUGCAAGGACUGCAAAGUCAGCGACGGCAAAAGCGUCACCAGCACCGACGUGGACAUUGUCUUCUCCAAGGUGAAAGGGAAGACAGCCCGUGUCAUCAACUACGAGGAGUUCAAGAAGGCUCUGGAGGAGCUGGCCCCCAAGAGGUUUAAGGACAAGAGCAAAGAGGAGGCGUACGAAGCCAUCUGCCAGCUGGUGGCAGGGAAGGAGCCCAUCAACGUGGGCGUCACGAAAGCCAAGACAGUAGGAGCCGUGGAGAGGCUGACGGACACCUCCAAGUACACGGGCUCCCACAAGGAGCGCUUCGACGAGAGCGGCAAGGGCAAGGGCAAGAGCGGCCGGGAGAACAUCGUGGACACCAGCGGCUACGUCAGUGCCUACAAGAACGCGGGCACCUACGACGCCAAAGUCAAAAAGUAGGGACGGGUGCCCGUGUGCCCCCCGCCCCGGUCCCUGCGCGCCGGCCGCGGGUCGGAGCCCAGCCCUGGGAGUGCCCUGAGCCGGGGGGCUGCGCCGGGGCUGGCGGGAUGUCGGUGCCCAGCCUGGGGGCACCGGGGAAGUCGCCGGGCCGCGAUCUCUGCCCCGGCGCCGCGCCCGUCCCCCCGUGCUGUGAUCCCCCGCCCCGCCCGUGUCCCCCGUGCUGUCACCCAGCCCCUCACCGCACUAACAGCACUGCUCCUCAGGGCUCCCCGGCGCCCAGACCUUCCCUACCUCAGCCCCGGCUUUCGGGGCACCUCCCUGGUCCCCCCGGGACCGCCGCCUGUGCUCCCCUCGGGGACCUGCCUUAACCCCGCGCCAGUGUCACCGCAGCCGCCCCCGUCCCUCCCGCCCGUGCCCUCCCCGCGGGGCUCUGCUCUUGCCCAGCCCUCGAGGCUCGGACCCUGCGGUGCCGGAGCUGCCAGGAUGCUCCUGGCCCAGCCCCGGGAGAGUUUGGUGUCGCUUGGCCACGGGCAAAGGUCUCCGAGCCGAACCCCCGUGGCCCCCGCUCCCUUCGUGAAGGCCGAACCAAAGGAUGCUGCAGGCCCGCGCUGUAACCCGGCUCUGCAAUAAACCCCGUCCGCACUGAGCUCCGCUCUCCUUCUGUUCGCGGCCGGGCAGCCGCUCUGCCCCGGGCCUGGCCCGGGCCACCGAGGGUUUUGGCAGCUCCUGGCUGGCCCUGGUUGCCUGAGCAACCGCAGGCACACAAACACGAGCGCCUGGCUGCCGCUCCUGCUGUGUUUGCAACCAAACACUGGAGCUCCUGGUAACGAUCCCUGGAGCAGGCCGGGCUCCGGGGCAGGCCGGUCCCUGCGUGAAACCGGCUGUGGGGGCUGUCACCCCGUCCCAGGCACGGGCUGAGCCUGCUGCAGGGCUGCUGCGGUGGCAUGCCGGGGUCUGCAGCUGCACAUCCACCUCCAGGGUCAGCACCCAGAGCCAGGCUCCCUAAAUAACCACGGGGUCAUUCCAGGUGCCUCAGCCGUGGCACUGGCACUGCUCGGGGCGUGAGGGAUGUGUCAGGGGCUGGGACAGGCUCACUCACUGCCAUGGCACAGCACUGCACCUCUGCAUCCCAGACACCUGCUUUGGCAAACACAGAAGGAAGAGGUUGUCUGGCUGUCUUCUUCCUGCUGGAUUCAGCCCCAUCCCCAGGGAGGGUGUACCUGUGGUGGGCUGGGGGAUGUUAACUCUCCUUUCUCCUCUGAGUGGGUUGGAGGGAGUUUGUGGCUCUCUGUCCCUAAAGGCUCUUUAUGAACAUCCAAACUCCCUCGAAAGAACUUGCUUAUGGAGGGAGAGGCAAAGGCACUUUAACCCUUUGCUGCCUCCAUUGCCCAGCUGCACAAAUGAGCUGCAGAAUUCCCAGGGCCAGGCUGCCCUGCAUGCCUUGAGGUCUGUGGAGGUGACUCAGCCCUGUCCUUGGAGUCUUGGCAAAGGAAGAGUAUUUUGGGAAGAGGUGAGCAGGUCAGGCCCCACAGGACUCAUCCCCUGCCUGUGUGUGGUUCUGGUGUGGAGCACAGGAGCUCCCACGUGGGGACAGCCCUGCAGGGUUGCAGGUGUUGACGUGUUUCUGAUACAGGGAAAUCAAGCCUGGGAAUCACAGAAUCCUCGAAUUAUUUGGGGUGGAAGGUGCCUUAAAGACCAUCUCAUUGCAGCCCUCACACCAUGAGCAGGGACACCCUGUUGUUCCAAGCCCUGUCCAACCUGGCUGUGAGUGUUUCCAAGGAAUGGAGCAUCCACACUUCUGUGGCCAGCCUGUGCCAGAGCCUUCCAACCCUGCUGCUGAGGUGAUGCCACUGCUGCAGAGGUGCUGGCUCAUCCAAGGCAGGACUGCAGGAUGUCCCAGGACAGCCAGCUCCAGCAGCCAGCCUCUCCCUCCUCUGCAUCCUGAACAGAAGCAGCUUCUCCACAGCCUGUGGAGCCCCUGCAGAGCUCAGGUAAGAGCUCACAGCUCCCACAGCUCCCACCUGCUGCCACGCCCUGCAUAAAGAUGCUCCUCCUCACCCACUCCAGUGCCUCUUCAAGUCCUUCACUGCUUUCUCCACAGUUUACACAGAAUUUCCCCCGUCCAGCCUUCUUGGUUCUCAAGGAGGCAGCUCCAGCACCCUGUUCCCAGCGUGGAAAAGGCAUCUCAUGCCAAAGCAGCCCCAGGAGAAUUUGUGCCAGUAAAAAUUGGCUGGAUCUGUUGGCUGCAAAGUGCCCCAGAUCAGCCUGAAAAAAUCAUGUCCUCUGAGGUGAUGGGAACAGCUUUCUGGGAAGAGUAAGAUCUUGAUCUGGGUCUUCACCAAAAAGGGGAAUCUUACUGAAUUCCAGUGUAAUGAUCUCCUGUGUGUGCAUGUCCAGGGCUCCCCUGUUCAUCCCUGCAGGAGGGUCUGAACGCCCUUCAGAAACAGCACCUGCAGUGCUGUGGCUGUGGCCUGGUUACAGACACCUCCCACUGCUCCUCAAAGUGGUCAAAUCCAGGUGGAGACACAGGCAGGUGCAAGGAAUAUUGCCUUUAAACUCCUGAGCAGCGUGGGCAGGAAAGCAGAGGUUCCUGGAGUGGCUGGCAGUGGGGCACAGACUGACAAGGAGAGGCUGAGCUGGAUUGCUCAGCACUCCAGAAGACCAAAACCUGAAGAAACUUCCACAGGAGCAGCAGCUCCAGCUCUUUCCCCAGCGGAGCUUGAAGUGGUGCCACAGGCUGCUGGGACCCUGCAGAUCUGCUCUGUGUGAUGGAAAGUGACACUGCCCCACGCAAGGGCCUGCAGCCAUUCCUCAUGCUAAUGACCUCCCCUGGCCAAGCAUCUGCUCUGAGCUUGGCUCCCCACCAGCCCCAGACAGACACUGCAGCCAGCCUGCAGUUCCCUGGCAGCAGAGGAGCCAGCAGCAGGCUGUCCCAGCCAGGGUUUGUGCUGUGUGCACUGGUCCAAGCUCCAGACAUGAAGAUAUUUUCUCCUUCCCACUUGUCUCUCCCCUUGGUCAUGCUCUGGCCACGCUCCCACAGUGGAGAGAUGUGCCAGAUCUUGUCCCCUGUGGUGCCCUGCCACCUCCUCUGGGUUUUGGACAAACCCAGACUCUUACAAGGUGAUGUCUGAUGCAGCCCAGAAGGAUCAGGUGGGUGGUUGCAAUUAAUUUAGCUGUAAAAUGUGUUUUCUGCCCCAAGGUCUCUUCCCUAGAGAGCAUCUAAAAUGGUCUGGGCUCAUGGCUAACGUGCUUCAUGCUUUGACAGCAAGUUGUGUGCUGGGGAUGAGGGAGCUGGCUCCUCUGGGAGGUCAUUUCUCUCUAGGAUGAACAAUUGGACCAGAAAUACCGAUGAGGAUGGAUCACUCUGGCCCUCAAGGCUAUAGAUGUGUUCCUAGAAGAGGGAAAUAAUGGAUACCAAUAUGCCCAGGGGGUUUUACCCUUUCUGUCCCUGUGCAGGAUCACCAAGAAGAGCUCAUAUGUUGUCCACACAUCUUCUCCCCAGGGAGCAUCCCUCCUCAGGGGGCACUGUGCUGGUGCACAGCAGGGCCUGGCAAACACCUCCCUGUGGAGCUGUACCUGCCCUGCUUCCUCAGUACUUUUCCAUUUCACUGCUAGCCUGAUGGACAGUGAUUCCAGAACACCCAGACAAGGCUGUAAAUCGUGUUCAGACAAGAUGCAGAGUGCAGCUUCUGUCACCCAAACCCAACACUUGAAUUCCAGCUCCUCCUGAGACUGCUGUGGCCACGUGUGCUCCAGGCAAUGCUCACUGCCAGCCACGUGCUCCAGCACUGAGCUGCAAUAUUGAUUCAGUGCCCUCUCAGAUGGAAUUCAAUUAACUAAAUUACCAUCUUCCCAGCAUGGCGUGGUUCCAGAUAAAAUGUUAUUAUCCAGGACCCAUCCCUGCAUUUUGUUAAUGUAAUAACUGCAGCAGAGUUGUGGGAACACAGCAGGAGAUGGAAGCAGGAAGAUGCAGAGGAAGAAAACAAAAGGCAAGGAUUGGAUUCACCAGAUUUAAAUACAACAGGAGAUACCAUGCAAGGUGAAACUGGACGUGGUCCAUAUUUAAUGUCUGUUUUGUUCCUUGUACAGGGCACAAUUGUGCAAUUGCUCUGACCUCCAGAACUACCCAGAGCUGUGUGCACAGCCUCACAGGUGUGCGAUGCACACCCUCCCCGUGGGGAUGAGGCUGCAUUUCUCAUGACUGGUGCAUUUCUCAGCUGGAAGAGGGGUCUUGGGAACAGUGUGGCUGCUCUCUUUAGGCAGCUGCUGCAGAAGGAUGGUUUGUGGAUAGUAAAGACCCAGGCAAGAUUGUUGCAGAAAAAGAGGAAAUAAUAAGCAGGCAUUUGGGAGAGGGCACCUGUUGCAAGGAUAUUUUUCCAAAACUGAUACACUGAUUUCAUCAUGGAACUAUAGAAUGUUUGGGACUAGAAGGGAUCUCAGAGAUCCUUUAUUUCCAACCCCCUGCCAUGGGCAGGGACCUUCCACUGGCCAGCCUGGCCUCGACCACUUCCAGGGAUCCAGGAGCAGCCACAGCUGCUCUGGGCACCCUGUGCCAGGGCCUGUCCACCCUUGUAGGGAAGAAUUUCUUCCCAAUAUCCAAUCUAACCCUGCCUCUGUCAGUGUGAAGCCAUUCCCCCUUGUCCUGACACUCCAUGCCUUUGUCCAAAGUCUCCCUCCAGCUCUUUUGGAGCCCCUUUGGGGACUGGAAGGUGCUCUAAGGUCUCCUCCUCUCUUCUCCAGGCUGAUUUCCAUUUAUUCAAAAUCACAUUUUAAAACAUUUGUACUUGGAGCUCUAAGCUUGUAGCCCAGAGCUCUGUGUUUGACAACCUGCACCUACAGCCAAGAUUCAUUUCAAGAUUUCAUGCCGAGAUUGCUGACAGUCCUUAAUAACAGAUAGAAGCUGUUCCAAGAGAUCAAUAGCAGGUGCUAAGACAGCUGGAAGCACAUCAGUGGAGCAAUCACAUCUGUGAUUGCAAAAGGCAAUCAGGUCUCCUCUCUGCUUUGACCCAAGAUAUUUUUAUAAAAAAGAAAGGUUUCAUCAGACACAGAAUAUUCCUGAUGUGCUGCUCACUGAGCUGGCAUUUUCAUGACUUGGCUUAGAAGCCUGUGACCAGUUCCAGCCUCAUUAAGGGUAUAAUGUGUGUUAAUGGUCCCCAAAAUAGCUCUCUCUUGUGUCCAAACCCAUCAUUUGCCAGCGGGGGGGGCAUUACGAGAAGCAGACGCGGCUGGAGGAAUUCUGCUGGGACAAGGCACCACGUCCUGCUGUGACAGGGGAGCUGUGACAGCCUGUGAGCAGCCCACCCCUCUGCCUCCUGCGCAGCAGCCCUGGGCUCCUGGAGCUCAGUCCAUUGUUUCACUUCCAGUCCUGGAAAUAACACCUGGAAACUCAGACGUUUCCCCAAAGUAACUCCUCAGAAGGGAGCACAGGGAGAAGGGUGGGUGAGUUUGCAGGUGCUGCUUUCUGAGCAUCUUUCUGUCAGGCUGGGCUGCUCUGAGGGACAGAGGGGAUCCAGCAGCUGGAGGUCACACACAGCAGAAAAUCUCAGAGCUGCCUGUGAGAGGCUGCACAUUCUGUUUGUAAAAAAGCUUAUUUUGGUCCUUCAGCAGCCCAGGUACCCACCCUACGAUGCUCUGGCUUCCUUAGAGUAACUCCAUUCUUGCUGUACCAUGACUCCAAGCUCCUGGAAAAUGCCAAUGGGGCACAGCUGGCCCUGGCAGCACACGUGUGGGGUUGCUCUGUAUCAGCUCUCCUGAGCCUCAUAAACCACAUCAGCCCCGUUUAUUCAAUGCCCUGGAGGCUCUGAAGGAUCCUUCCACUUCUCUUCACUCUGUGGGUGUUUGAUUGCUGGGGAUGCAGUGGCUGGAGCAGCAGCCUGAUCCAUCUCUGGCAGGGUGGAAGCUGCCACACGCUUCCCCCAAAGCCUUUCAUGCAGCUACCGACUCAGAUAAUCCCUUUGGGACGAGACAAGACAUAAGAAAACAAACCCCAAAUCCCCAGAAUCACCAAGGGUCAUAAGCGUUACAAGAAAUGAAUCACUCCUGUGCAGUUUUCCCCAUGUCUGGUAAGUCCUGGAGCCUUUCCAGUGGUGCUGCUGAGCCCUCGGAAGCGAGGGAUGUCCGUGAAUGAACGUGCUGAGGGUUCAAGCAAACCCUUCUGUCCCUGCUUUGAAGUGCUUGUCUCAAGCACACUUCUAAAGAAAAAAAAAACAAUUUUUCCAAGCAUUCCUGCAUAGGUGUGUGAAAAAAGUAACUUAAACAAGCAGUAAAAUCUGGAACACACCAAGAUAAUCUGGAGUUUUGGCAGGAGGCUCAGGUGAUGUCAGGAAACAAUUCUAAACAGAAAAGUUUCUAUGGAUUUUUUUUAAUUUUUUUUUUUUAAACCUAAUUGAAAACAGAUUUUUUGCUUUGGAUUUAAAUACUUCCCUGCAGCAUCUGCAGUGUUAUCCCUGCCUUGUGCCUGUCAGGAACAGGAGGGUAUGGAGCAGAGGAGGGAAGAGCUCAGCACCCUCCUGUGGAUGUUAUUGCUACAGGUUUAGCCUGUCUUCGGACAGCCAUGCAACAUCAUUGUGACACUGCCCCAGAAUUAUUGUACAGACUUAUUUAGAUACUAAUAUUUAAAGUAUAAAUUAUUGACAAAGAUAAAAUAUAGAUUUUUAAAAAAUAUAGAAAUUAAAAAAUAUAGAUAUUAAGAUAUGGAGUUUGCCUGUAUUCAUACGGAUGCUCUUUUUUUAAUGCUGACCUUACAUCCAGGGGAAAUUAAAAAAUAUUAUUCUGAAAAAUAGUUUAAAGAUGUAAAUAAUAAAAUAUUAAUUUAUAUUAAUAAAAUAUUAAUGAAGUAUUGGUGAGCACUCCUAUAUCUUUGUCUACAGCCCUCUUUAGGUUUUUUUAACUAAAAAUCCCACAUGAUCAAAUGGAUUAGUUAAUUUAUUAGCUGCCAUAUUCCAGGUUUCCUUGUUUGUUUUUUUUUUUAUUAUUUGGGUCUUGCUUCUCACCUGUUCCCUGUUCUAAGAAAUUACACAAGCAGCAUCUAAUUAAAGAGAUCUGUCACAUUAGCAUUGUGUUAAUUGGCUUUUAAAUAAAUUGCAGCCCUGCUCCUUCCUCCGGAAGGGAAGGGAAGGGAGGCACGGCCCUGGCUGAGAGCAGGGCUGAGACCCCUCUGUGCAGGGGCAGCUGCUGCCUGGGCACUGUUCCCCACCAAACAGCAGCCUGAAUUCCCUCAGGAAUGUCUGGGAGGAGUUUCCUUGGAGCAAAGUGUUUUCUCUGUGGAAGAACCAGAGAGCGUUGUGGGAUCUGCAGAAGAAGAGUUAAUCAAUUUUAAUGUCAGUGACUGGUACGUCUCAAUCCCCAAAAGUAAAGUCACUCUGUCUCCUGAAUCUCUGUUGUGGAAAGCAGCUCCUGCACAGGUGUUUAAAGAUGUUCCCUCUCCCAAGGCUGGGAGGGGAAGAGCAGCAACACUCAGUAGUCUGUUACUGCAUUAACAGGGCUCAGUGACAUUCCCUGUGGCCCUGCUGAGGUGUGGCCAGGCCCAAUCCCACUGAGCUGCAACUCCUGCAUUCCCCAUCCCUGGAAGUGCCCAAAGCCAGGCUGGACCAGGCUCGGAGCACCUGAUCCAUUCCAAGGUGUCCCUGUCCAUGGCAGGGGGCUGGAACAAGGGCAAGAUCAGCAAGUCAGAUUAGUCCAGCUGAAAAACACUCCCUCUGCCCCCUCUGCUGGUGUCCCUGCUCCAAGGCUGAAAAAUGCUUUCCAAAACGGCAGUGGUCAGAAGUCAGGGAGCUGACAGGAGAGGGCACCCUCCCUUCACAGGCACAGCAAUCUGUGGGGUAAUAUAAUAGAAAUAUAAAAUUUACCAAUCAUCAGAAAUUGAGAUGCCUUAAAACACCAGUGCCAUGUGAAUGUUCCACGUUCCACCAAAUCAGAAUUCCUGCACUCCCCAUUCCUGCAGGUGUCCAAGGCCAGGCUGGACAGGGCUGGGAGUGACCUGGCCUAGGGGAAGGUGGCACUGCCCAUGGCAGAGGGCUUGAAUAAAAUGGCCUUUAAGGUUUCUUCCAAUCCAUUCCAGGAUUUUACAAUUCUUACACCUGAAUGGCCAAGCUGUGACUGGGAAUUGCUGGGAGUACAAACUGGGAAAGGUCAAGUACAAUGGCCUUUACUAGCAGAGAUAAUGGUGCUCCUGGGAAGGGUGGAUUUGCAAACCCAUGGAACCCAUCCACCCUCUUCAGGGGAUUCCCUGUGGAAAAUGCCACCAUGAAUUUUCCAUGUGAGGUGUGUCCUGAGUGUCACACAGCAGAGUGGCAUUCCUGCUUUUCAGUAUCAGACUUUAUCUAUCCCUGGUUAGUUAAAGGGGGAGAAAAAAAGAAAGAAGAGACAGAGAAUGUCCCUUCUUGUAGAAAAAGUAUUUAAAAUUCCAAUUCUGACAAAGAUUUCAGGGAAACACCUGUGGUUUAGGAGCUCAUUUAUUUUGGUUGCACCCUCUCAAAAAUGCACAGUCUAAUCUGGGAUUCCUGACAUGCAGCUCACUCUGUGGAAGUCAAGGUUGGCAAUGGAAAGAUUUAUUUAUGCCAAUAAAACCAAAUAUAUUUUUCCUCAUUGUUUGGGUGCCAGAUAGGGAAUAGGGGGAAAAAUUGUUCGUGUACUUUUCAGUGUUUAAAAUGAACAGGCACCAUCAGCCUCACCCCAAUAACCUGCUGGGUUAGGUUUGGUCACAGAAAUGUUACUUCAACCUGUCCCCAGUACUCUGAGGGGGUAUUUAGACACCCCAGGGACAGCUGCUCCUCUCAGUGCUCCCUGUCUCCUCCUGCAGCCCAGGCUCCCAUGCUGAAAUCAUGACACAAUGCAAGUAAGAUUCAUAUAAAGAAAAUAACCUUUAUUAGACAAAUCAAUCAAACCCUGAAAAAAGAGUGUCAGGUAAACAAUGCUAAAGGUUUUUCCAGCAAUUCAGAAACCUUUGAAACUGAGAAAUUCCAGACGUUUCAUGUUCCUCUUGUUGCAUUAGUAACUCCUCUCCCUCUUGUGACAUGAGCUAUUGCUGUCUUGACAGUCCAGAAACCUUGCAUUAACCCAGCAAUUAUCUCAAAAUAGUAACUUGUAAAAUAUUCCCUGUCUAACUGUUUCCCACGCAAUUUUGUACAAAGGUGUCAAACAUAUUUUCU